Phyllostomus discolor (pale spear-nosed bat) is the source of this 1524-nucleotide messenger RNA. It is a transcript of the gene TNIP3, whose product is annotated as TNFAIP3 interacting protein 3. The transcript is spliced from 11 exons. The coding region runs from base 1 to 1407 and encodes 468 amino acids. Gene Ontology annotation, biological process: cellular response to lipopolysaccharide; regulation of transcription by RNA polymerase II. The record is from RefSeq and is a predicted model, not a curated record. NCBI's taxonomy places the organism in Eukaryota, Metazoa, Chordata, Mammalia, Chiroptera, Phyllostomidae.
AUGACAGCAGCAAUGCCCCGGGCCACCCAAGUGCUGGCAGGGGCUCCUGGGUGUGUCCAGCCCACGGGACAGCUGCUGGCUCGGCGGCUGGAGGAUGCCAUCGCCCAGCCUCCCCCGGCAUCCUGGGUCCGCUCAGGCGGCCGCCCGGACAAGUCCCUGCUCUGCGGUCACCUCCACAAGCCGUUAAUGCCCCCCGGGAGGCUCUGGGUUGGCGAGGACAAGCGAGCUGGCCCUGAGCCCGCCGCUGUCGGCGGAUGGGGGAUGCAUGCGGGCGCGAUCCCGCGGGACGCGCUGCGGCCCGGGGGCACGCAGAGCGAGCACUGUGCCCUGCAGAGCGGUCCCAACGCGGAGGCCGGCUGGGCUCAGCGGGGCAGCUGGGCCGGGAGUGGCUCCCGGAAGCUUCUCUCGCUGCUCUCACAGGGCUUCUCUGGUCUCGGGGUUCUCCCGGGCGCAGCCACGGAGGUCUGGUGGGAACACGGGCGUUGGUUCCGGGACCUGCCCGUCACAGACGCCGAGGGGGAACCAGCAGAGGUCCGGCUACAGAUGCAGACUGGGGGCGGCAGCAGGUGCGACAGCGUGGAGCUGGACGACACGAUCCGUGUCCUGAUCGAGAGGGGCGCCUCUCCUGCCCCCGAGGGGGCUGCCCCGGGGGCCACCGCACGUCCCAGGAGCACCUGCUCUCCAAAGAAGGAAAAAGAGAGCCCCGACGAAGAGUUACACGAGUUGAAGAGAGAAAAUAAGCUGUUGAGGGAAAAGAAUGCUGCCGUGAACAGGAAGAAGGAACAUUACGAGUGUGAAAUCAGACGCCUUAACCAGGCUCUUCAGGACGCCUUGAAAAUCGAGGGUGCGUCCUUCCCCGACGACUGUUUGGGGGAGUCCGAGAAGGGGUGCGGCCUCGAGGAGAUGCGGACGGAAAUGGAGGUUCUCAAACAGCAGGUGCAGAUCUACGAAGAGGACUUCCGCAGGGAGCGGGCGGACCGGGAGAGGCUGGGUCAGGAGAAGCAGGAGCUGCAGCAGAGUAACCGGGCCUGCCAGGCCCAGCUGCACAAGCUGAAGUCUAAGUUAAAAGCUUGUCAGAUGGAGAAAGAAACACUAGAAAGGCAAUUAAAACAGGUGUAUCUGCCCACCUGUUGCUGCGGCUUUGGCAUCCACCUGCGGGACCCCAGCGUACCUGCCGGGCCCGGGGCCGCGCGGGAUCCAGAGAGGCACCCGAUUUCUCCUCCGAAAAGGAAGUCACCCAGUAAGCCGUGUGCGCGAGCAGAGGGGUGCGGGGGCAGCGCCAGGCCAGGGCCCCGCCCGCCCGGUCCCUGGGGCUCGUGUCCUCUGCCGGGCUGCGUGGCGUCCGCCCCACCGUCGUGCGCCGCUGCUCCCUCCGGCGUGGACAGGGAAAAGGCUUGUGACAGCUGAGGCCGGGACCGGGUCUGCGGGGCCGGGAUUCUGUGACCCACUGCACGGCCAGUCCGUGUCCUGGAGACGAGACUGACAGGCGGAGGACACGGGGCUCCCCGAGACCCCGGAGCCCAG